GGCAGUUGGGGGAAGCCACCAGUGGCGGAGCUGGCAGAGACGGGAAGGAGGGAAAGACAGACAGAGGAGAGAGACAGGAGGCAGGCAGGGAGACAGCUACAAGACGGGGGAGGCAGCCCCGAAACAGAGCGUUUCACCUCGUCUGACCGUCUGUUACGUUACGAAACGUCACUUUGAGGCUCUGACAGCGGCGGAAUAACUGAAGAGGAUAUGUGACUGGCCUUUUUUUUUUUUUCUUAGCUUAUUUCACAACCCGGGGGUCAACAACGUAAACACAGCCGCAGUGAUCCCAUCAUCCCUGACCUUGUGGAUUAGCUGGCUGCCUUCAUCUAAAGGGAUGCCCCAUUGAUUACUGCUUUCUAACAAAGCCCAUUGAUUACAGUGAGGGUGUUGGAAAGGCCGCGAUCACAGCUAUGUCAACGCUGCAUCAGGAUAUUUCAAGUCACGAAAGCCUGCAGUAGAGGACUGACAGGAGUUUGUGUUUUUUCAGCUGCACUAUUUAGGGUUCCAGAUUUCUUUUUUAGGGCAUCCAUCCUUAAUUUUUUGCUUUCACUAAUCUGAGUUUUUGUGUAAUUUUCAGCAUGUAUUUUUGAUUCACUUGAUUUAUUCAUUUGAACCAGACACGCUUUCGUCUCUACAGUACACACAACAUAAUUCACCAUGUACGGUAGCUCCCGUUCUGUCUCAAAGCUGGAUGUUGUUGGAUCCAAUGGUAAUGGGUCAGUGUCUGGAAGUCCCGGUCGCUCCCCACGACUUCCUCGCUCCCCACGCCUUGGACACCGAAGAAACAGCAGUAGCAGCUCUGCUGGCGGGCUCACUGGGUCCGGUAAAACACUGUCCAUGGAGAAUAUUCAAUCUCUGAAUGCCGCCUACGCAACGGGCGGGCCAAUGUACUUCACUGACACAGCCGACGACCCUGUCGGCAUUGGGAGCUUGGGCAGUGGGUUGAAUCCCUCGCUGCCCAAAAACACCAUGACCCUGGGCAGGGCUGGGGCCAGAAUGCCCUAUGGGGUCAGAGCGGCCAUCAUGGGGAGCAGUCCUAAUAUAAACACUGGAGGAGGUGGAGCGGUCAUGCCCAGUGAUGCAAUUGCAUUUGGAGGGGAGAUGCAAAAUCAACCUUCACAGGCGUCUACUGUGCCCCACUCCAUGAGACAGGUGAGAGAAGGUGCAAUGUCAGAUCUACAGACACAAUUAAGAGAAGUGCUGAGAGAGAACGAACUGCUACGCAGAGACCUGGAGGCUAAAGAGUCCAAGCUGAGCUCCUCCAUGAACUCCAUCAAGACGUUUUGGAGUCCAGAGCUGAAGAAAGAGAGAGCGCUGAGGAAAGAUGAAGCCACGAAGAUGGCUGUGUGGAAGGAACAGUACCGAAUGGUACAGGAGGAAACACAGCAUUUUCAGUGCACCAUCCAGGCUCUACAAGAUGAGCUCAGAAUCCAGCGGGAUCUCAACCAGCUCUUCCAGUCCGAUUACUCAGAGACUGGUCUCCUCGGAGGCCAGUCCAUCUCACCUCAGGAAAUGACAGAGGAGAACUUCCUGCGUCUUCACAGCGAGUUCGAGCGACAGGUCAAAGAACUCUUCCUCCUGAGGAAGACUGUGGAAGAAAUGGAGCUAAGGAUAGAUACACAGAAGCACACACUAACUGCCAGGGAUGAAUCCAUAAAGAAGUUACUGGAAAUGUUGCAGAGUAAAGGCCUGUCGUCAAGGGCAACCGAGGAGGACCAUGAACGAACAAGGCGACUUGCCGACGCUGAGAUGACCAUCCACCAGCUGGAGGGUUUUCUGGAGCAAAAAGACAAGGAGAUGCUACAACUUAGAGAGGAGCUGCACAGGAGAUACGAAGCAGCUCCAGAGUCAACAAAGACCAAGGCUCUGCAGACAGUCAUUGAAAUGAAGGAUGCGAAGAUCAGCUCGCUGGAGCGCGGCAUGAGAGAGCUGGAGGAGGAGGUGAACAUGCUCAAGUCCAACGGGGCUCUGAGCAGCGAGGAGAGGGAGGAGGAGAUCAAACAGAUGGAGGUCUACAGAUCCCACUCCAAGUUCAUGAAGAACAAGGUUGAGCAGCUGAAGGAAGAGCUAACGCAAAGCCAGUCAGAGAAGGAGGAGCUAAGGCAACGAGCCAAUGAGCUUCAGCGGGAGGUGUCUGCAAUGGAACAGGCCAAGCAGGACCUGAGUCGUAAGGACAGCGAGCUGUUGGCUUUCAGGACCAAACUGGAAACUCUUAACAAUCAGUUCUCUGACAGCAAACAACACGUGGAUGUACUCAAAGAGUCACUCACUGCCAAGGAACAGAGGGCUGCUAUCUUACAGACAGAGGUGGAUGCUCUCCGCCUGCGUCUGGAGGAAAAGGAAUCUCUCCUCUCUAAAAAGAGUCAGCAGAUAUCAGAGCUGACAGAGGAGAAGAGUACUCAGCAAGGAGAGAUCAGUGACCUCAAAGACAUGCUGGACGUCAAGGAACGCAAAGUUAAUGUACUGCAGAAGAAGAUAGAGAACCUGCAGGAUCAGCUGAGGGAUAAAGAGAAACAGCUGGGCGGCCUGAAAGACAGAGUCAAGUCUUUACAGACGGACACCUCCAACACAGACACAGCACUGGGAACACUGGAGGAGGCUCUGGCUGAGAAGGAGCGAAUCAUUGAGCGGUUGAAGGAGCAGCGAGAGAGGGAGGACAGAGAAAAGGGGGAGGAGAUUGACUCCAGCAAGAAGGAGCUGAAGGAGUUGAGGGAGAAAGUCUCCCAGCUGCAGGCUGACCUGGCCGACCGUGAGACGUCAGUGUUGGAUCUGAAGGAAAAGGCUUCCUCUCUGGCUUCCUCCGCUCUGAAGAAGGACAACAGGCUGAAGAGUCUGGAGAUCAGUCUGGAGCAGAAGAAAGAGGAGUGUGUCAAACUAGAUAACCAACUCAAGAAGGCUCAGAGUGCAGCCGCAGAUUCCCAGGCCAACACUGAACUUUCCGAACGCAUCUCCUGCCUGGAGCAGGAAGUGGCCCAGCACAAAGAGGAGGCUGGAAAGGCCCAGUCCGAGGUGGAACGACUCCUGGAGAUCCUGAGGGAGAUGGAGAAUGAGAAGAACGACAAGGAGAAAAAGAUCCACGAACUGGAGAGUUUUGCCUCAAGACAGAUGAAGGACCAGUCGAAGAAGGUGGCCAACCUGAAACACAAGGAGCAGCUGGAGAAGAGCAGGAACGCCCAGCUGGUGGAGGACGCCAAGAAGAGAGAGGACAAUCUGAACGAGAGCUCGCAGCAGAUAAAGGACACCCUCCGUCAGAAGGAGGAGCGCAUUGAGGAGCUGGAGGAGGCGCUGAGGGAAAGCGUUCAGAUCACAGCAGAGAGGGAGGUGGUCCUCGCCCAGGAGGAGCAGGCACGCACACACUCGGAGAAACAGGUGGAGGACCUGCUGCUUGCCAUGGAUAAGGUGAAGCAGGAACUGGAGGUGAUGAAAGCCAAGCUGUCGUCAACUCAGCUCUCACUGGCAGAGAAGGAAGGUCACCUGACCGCCCUGCGAGCCGAGAGGCGGAAGCACCUGGAGGAGGUCCUGGAGAUGAAGCAAGAGGCGCUGCUGGCAGCCAUAAGUGAGAAAGAUGCCAACAUCGCCCUGCUGGAGCUCUCCUCAUCCAAGAAGAAGAAAACCCAGGAAGAGGUGGCAGCUCUGAAGAGGGAGAAGGAUAGUCUGGUUCAUCAGCUCAAACAGCAGACUCAAAACCGGAUGAAGCUGAUGGCUGACAACUAUGAGGACGACCACCUGAAGGUCACCUCUCCAAACUCAGAGCAGCCCAACAAUCACAAGCCCUCCCCAGACCAGAUUCUCUCUCCUCUCCUGGAUCUCAAUCAGAAUCGCAGCAAACUGAAGCUGUACAUCAGUCACCUGACCUCACUGUGUCAGGAGCGAGACCCAAUCAUAUUGCAGGACUUCGCCCCGCCCCCCGCCUAUCACCGCUCUGACUCCGCCUCCUGGAAUACGCAGCUGCACAGCAUGACGCAGGAACAGUUGGAGGCGGAGUUAGCGCUGUGUGAGAGGGAGGGGGCAGAGCUCCAGGAGUACGCCAACCAGGUCCUGCAGCAGAUCGCCGACCGAUGCCCCGACAUUUUGGAACAAGUCGUCAACGCGCUGGAGGACAGCAGCUGACAGAUCGAUUGCACACACAUCGACUAGCUGGCACACAUACAUGGGAUGGCUCGCUGUCAUACGUCAACAUCAGAAGUUAAAAAGCCCCCACAAACAAAAAACACACCGACGACUUUGUCUUCCACCUUCACUCAUCCAAUUUUCACAAAAAGGGGAUCCACAAAAGAAAAAAAUUGAAAAGUACAGAAAAUAAUCUUCCACUGUGUCUUUAGUCGCUAUCAUUUUGAACAGUGCCAGCUGAGGAGACAUAUUGUUCAUUUUAAUUUCAAAGUGCUUUGUAGGCAUGCAAGUUAAUUGGAAAUAGUUGAUGUUUGUCGAGACGUAUUUUCCCAACGAUGCCGAAACAGAAGGAACCCAAACUGCGAUUUCCCACUUCACCGCGGCCAUCUUGUGUCCUUCCAGGCAGUGAGCAGUUGGAUCCUCAGUCGUGACUCGAUGUAUUUUACGGAGGGAGAAAGAUUCUCAAACUGUCUAUAAAAGGUGAGAGUGAGUUGAGGUUGCCAGGUUGUUUCUGAUGCCAGACUUACACGCUGUUACCACAUUGUUUGAUUGGUUCAGAUACAAAAGUGUGUUUAUUUCAGCUGCCUUUUAUUCUUUACAUCAUUUGCUGCUAUCUUUGUAACUUCUAGUUCCUAUUUUUUUGGGGGGUUUUUUCCCCAUUGCUUGUAAUUUUUUUCUGCCUGAUAUCUGAUGAAACAUCCCAACUUGCAGUCUCUUUAAGGAGUAAUCUCCUCAUGGUUGUGUAAAAUUGUAUAGAGAGAGUUUUAAUUAACAGAAACACAGCUUUGGUCGAGGGGAACGCGACACUUUCAUCUGUUUUUUUUUUCUUUUUCCUGAUUGAUGAGAAUCACGAACUACAAUAAAAAUCUCGCAGUACUCCCUUUAUUAGAACACGGCAGUGUAGAUGUUUCGUGUUUCAGUUACCGUGAGUUUCCUCACUUAUCCUUCCGUGACAAUCGUUUCCCUUAUUGAGACAUCUUUCGUUUCUGUGUUUUUUCUUGGGAGGAAGGGGAAUAUGAAAUAAUUGCUCUAUAUUUUUUUGCCUUUGGUAAUAUAUAUAUAUAUAAAAAACACUAAUCUUGUUUCAUUGGAAAUAUUGUCAUGUAUUGGUUGUUGCAUAAUGUGUCAAACUCUUCUUUUUUGUCUUUCUUUUUUUUUUGUUUUUUUGUUUGUGAUUUGAACGUUCCCCCGGAUUUGUUCCAUAAAGCAGGAGACUGUUAUCGGGAACGUUUAUUGCACCCACGUGUGGUUUUGUGUCCACCGGGAAAGUUUCUUAUUGUUUACAGCGGAAAUGACACUCUGAUGCAUGUUUCCCUCCAGCACGAUGUUAAAACGCUUACAGCACGGAGCGCUAGAGGUUCAAAAUGUUUCAGUCAAAAGCUCCUCUAAUGGUUUUUUUAUUAUUAUUUUUAUUUUCAUUAUUAUUAUUUAGUCUUGUCCUGUAGUGAGUGCUGAUAACACGAGCGGCCACAUGCGACUUGUUUGGCGCCGCUCCCCGAAAAGAAUUUCCCUGGUGGACACAAAGCCUGAAGAUGCGGAUUUAAGACUGAACACUCACAUCUGAUUUCACACCAUCAUGUGGAGUUUUUCAUUCCAAAACGUGUCUGCUUUUCAGUUUGGGGGGGAAAAAAAAAAAAAGCUUUAACGAUCGUGAAGAGUUAGUGCAACAUUUGUGAAAUGCCUCCUGUUUUGGAAUGAGACUCCGUCAGAUGUGAGCCGGUGGUGUAAAUCCAGUGUUUCGUCGUCUGUUUUAUACUGAUAAUGUUUUUGUCAUUUGGGAACGGUGACGACUGGGACUCACCGAGAACCUUGCUGUGGAUUGAAAAUGUGGAAUGAGAGAAUGGAAUAAAAUAUGGAUUUGUCUUUA
Molecule: messenger RNA, 5980 nt
Organism: Acanthopagrus latus (yellowfin seabream)
Lineage: Eukaryota; Metazoa; Chordata; Actinopteri; Spariformes; Sparidae
Product: ELKS/Rab6-interacting/CAST family member 1-like
Exons: 23
Coding region: 661-4113 (1150 amino acids)
Biological process (GO): neuromuscular synaptic transmission; maintenance of presynaptic active zone structure; regulation of synaptic plasticity
Cellular component (GO): cytoskeleton of presynaptic active zone
Molecular function (GO): structural constituent of presynaptic active zone
Source: RefSeq, a predicted model, not a curated record